AUGGCACCAGUUAAGGAUGAAAUAGUAUUGGAGUCGGAUGUGACAAGAUCAAACACCAUUACCCCUACAUUGCCAGAAAUGAUUCCAUUAGGGGAAUAUUUAUUCUUGAGAAUAUCUCAAGCUAAUCCAAAAUUAAAAUCAAUUUUUGGAAUUCCUGGUGACUUUAAUCUUACUUUACUUGACUGUUUAUACUCAGAGUUAAUUGCUAGUAAAGAUAUUAAAUUUGUCGGUAUCUGUAAUGAAUUAAAUGCUGCUUAUACAGCAGAUGGUUACUCUAGAAUUAUGCAAGCAUUAACUGUAUUAGUUACUACUUUCGGUGUUGGUGAAUUGAGUGCUAUCAAUGGUGUAGCUGGAUCAUUUUCGGAAUACUCUCCAAUCUUACAUCUCGUGGGUACAACUUCUAUGAAACAGCGUGGUAAUGCUUCUGAAGGAAUUUAUUCUGAUAGAAUUGAAAAUCAUCACCAUUUAGUUCAAUCCAAAAAUCCUUUAGAACAUCCAAAUCAUGAUAUUUAUAAGCAAAUGUCAGCUCCUGUAAGUGUAAUUCAAGAGUCAUUGGAUGAUAAUACUUGUGAAAAUUUAAAUAAAAUUGAUAAAGUAUUGAUUACAGUUAUCAAGGAAUCAAGACCAGGUUAUCUUUUUAUUCCUUGUGAUGUUCCAGACAUUAUGGUUCCAACCCAAAGAUUGUAUGGUACUCCUUUAAAGCUCUUUGAUGAAAUUACACCAAAAUCAAGGGAAAUAUUAGAUGAAAUAGUAGGUAAUAUUCUUAAUAAAUUAUACAACAGUUCAACCCCUUCUAUCUUUGGAGAUUGUUUAGUUUCAAGAUUUGGAUUAGAGUCAGAAUUUAAUGAACUCAUUGAAAAGCUUCCACAAAACUUGGUUAAGUUAUUUUCUUCAAACUUAGGAAGAUAUAUUAAUGAAGACUUACCUAAUUAUAUUGGAUUAUAUUUUGCAGGAGGUUCCUCAAAUAAAGUAGUCAAAGAAGAAUUUGAAAAUCAUACAGACUGUUUGAUCAAUUUUGGUUUCUUUAAUUCAGAAACCACAACUGGUGGUUACCAGUGGAAUAUUUCUAAUAUAAAGGAUUAUAUUGAAAUUCAUCCUGAUUAUGUUAAAAUUAACAACAAGGUUACAAUGCUUAAAGAUAUGUCUUCAGGCUCAAGAAAAUUCACCAUGAGGGAUUUAUUAAUUGAAAUGAAAAACCAACUUGAUAUUUCAAAAUUUGUUAACAUUCACAGGGACAAUAUUAAAGAUAAGAAAUUCUAUCCUACCAUUCAUUGUACUAAUGAAGAAGCCCUUGAUCAUAUCCCUCAAACCAGAUUGAUUGACCAUUUGAAUGAAAAUUUACAAUACAAUGAUAUCUUAGUGAUGGAUACAAUGUCUUUCUCCUUUGCCUUGCCAGACAUUAAGUUUCCUGCUGGUUUGAAAUUAGUUACUCAAAACUUUUAUGGUUCCAUUGGUUACGCCUUACCAUCUUCGUUCGGUGUCACUAUGGCAGUCAAUGAUUUAGGGUGGUACGAUAGAAGAAUUAUUCUUGUAGAAGGUGAUGGUGCUGCUCAAAUGACUGUUCAAGAAUUAUCAGGCUAUGUUAGACAUAGUAAAUAUAUUAAGAAUUUCCCCAAGAUCUUUUUAAUUAACAACGAUGGGUACACUAUUGAAAGAAUGAUUAAUGGUCCUACUAAAUCUUACAAUGAUAUUUGCAGCAAUUGGGAUUGGGCAAAUAUUUUGAAAGUCUUUGGAGAUCCUUAUGGAAAGUAUCAUAAGAGUUAUAAAAUUUCAAAUUUAAGUGAAUUUAACCAUUUCUUCAAAAAGGGUGCAGAUUAUGGAUCCAGAUUUGACAAUUCCAAAUUAGAAUUCUUUGAAUUGAUCAUGGGAAAAUUUGACGCUCCGCCUGUAUUUAAAGAGUUAUUUGUACAUAAGUAA
Molecule: messenger RNA, 1917 nt
Organism: Scheffersomyces amazonensis
Lineage: Eukaryota; Fungi; Ascomycota; Pichiomycetes; Serinales; Debaryomycetaceae
Gene: ARO10
Product: phenylpyruvate decarboxylase
Exons: 1
Coding region: 1-1917 (638 amino acids)
Cellular component (GO): nucleus; cytosol
Molecular function (GO): thiamine pyrophosphate binding; pyruvate decarboxylase activity
Source: RefSeq, a predicted model, not a curated record